This is a messenger RNA of Nymphaea colorata (pocket water lily), 1125 nucleotides long. Its product is annotated as serine/threonine-protein kinase-like protein At3g51990. NCBI's taxonomy places the organism in Eukaryota, Viridiplantae, Streptophyta, Magnoliopsida, Nymphaeales, Nymphaeaceae. Gene Ontology annotation, molecular function: protein kinase activity; ATP binding. Gene Ontology annotation, biological process: protein phosphorylation. The coding region runs from base 1 to 1125 and encodes 374 amino acids. The transcript has a single exon. The record is from RefSeq and is a predicted model, not a curated record. Gene Ontology annotation, cellular component: plasma membrane.
AUGCAAAGGUAUAACUACAAGGAGUUGGAGGCUGCGACGGGGGGAUUUUCUCUGGAGAAUCUGAUCGGAAAGGGCAGCCAUGGCUGCGUUUACAAGGCCACCCUCCGGGGAGGUCAGGUGGUCGCUGUGAAGAAGGUCUCCACGGGAUUGCAGCUCCUGGAGGACCUCACCAAGGUGGAGAACGAGCUUCAGAUUCUCUCCUCUCUCCCCAGAAGGUGCCUCCACUUCGUCGACCUGUUAGGCGUGGCCGGCGACUCCCCCACCGAGCAGAGGCUCGUGAUCAUGGAGUUGAUGCCCAAUGGGACUCUUCACGACGUUCUCCACUCCGGCAAGUCGACCUUGACCUCGUCGCCGUCGCAGCCGAGGCCGCUCACGUGGCACCGGCGGGCCGUGAUCGCCCUCGAGAUAGCGAAGGCCAUCGAUUUCUUGCAUCAGAUGCGGCCCCCCGUCGUUCACAGAGACAUCAAGUCGUCGAACGUCCUGUUCGACGAGAAUUGGAGGCCGAGAGUCGGCGAUUUCGGGCUCGCAGUCAGGAAAAAGAGGGCGGCGGCCGAUGUCAAUUGGGCAGGCGGCCACGAUCGCUCCGGUGGCAGCUCGCCAGCGGGCACCAUCGGCUACCUGGACCCUAUGUACACCUCCCCCGCCAAGCUCAGCACCAAGAACGACGUCUUCAGCUACGGCGUCCUGCUUCUGGAGAUGAUGAGUUGCCGGAGGGCGGUGGACGUCGAGCACGAGCCCGCCUUCCUGGUGGAGUGGGCGCGGGCGUUGAUGGAGCAGGGCCGGGCGGCAGAGAUCUGCGACCCCAGAAUCGAACCCCCCGACAUCGACCUGUUCAUCCGGCCGGUGCUGGACAUCGCGUCGAGGUGCGUCUCGCUGAAGGAGCACAGCAGACCUUCCAUGAAGCAGGUAGUAGCGGAGCUCAAAGUCGUCGUCAACAACGUGAGGUUCCCCCUGCUCUCCUGCUUCUCAAGCAACGGGUUCUUCCCGUGGAGGAGAAAAAGAAGCUCUGCUGCCGGCAAAUGCGCCGGAGUUCCGGCUACCAUUCGGAGGAGCUCUAAAACGGGCGAAAGAGUGAGGAGAAUAAUCUGCAAGAAUCAGGAGGAGGAAAUGGGGAUGGUGGUGUGA